Molecule: messenger RNA, 598 nt
Organism: Sipha flava (yellow sugarcane aphid)
Lineage: Eukaryota; Metazoa; Arthropoda; Insecta; Hemiptera; Aphididae
Exons: 4
Coding region: 133-507 (124 amino acids)
Biological process (GO): neurotransmitter receptor transport, endosome to postsynaptic membrane; neurotransmitter receptor transport postsynaptic membrane to endosome
Cellular component (GO): adherens junction; postsynaptic density; postsynaptic membrane
Molecular function (GO): protein binding
Source: RefSeq, a predicted model, not a curated record
GUAUUAACAUAAUAUAUUUACUAGUUAUUAUUAUUAUUAUAUAGUGAAAUUUAUUUAGAAAAAUAUUAACUGUUGACCAACGGUUUGUUUUUUAGUUAUCCUACCAAUCAUAGUAUAUCAAAGUAAUUAAAAAUGUGUGCUAAAAUGGCAUUCACUCAUCAACCUGGCACUGCCAUGGAGUGCCUUAGUAUACCUAUUACUCUAACCAAAGAAUCAGCAAUUGAUACUGAUGGCCGUGAAUUAUUAAAAUGUGGAUUCAAAAUUGGUGGAGGCAUUGAUCAAGAUUUUAGGAAAAGUCCUCAAGGAUAUACAGAUAAUGGAAUUUAUGUUACUGAAGUACAUGAUGGAAGUCCAGCAUCAAGGUCUGGAUUACGAAUACAUGAUAAAAUACUACAAUGUAAUGGAUAUGAUUUCACAAUGGUUACCCAUAAGAAAGCUGUGGAUUAUAUCAAGAAACAUAAAGUACUAAAUUUAUUAGUUGCCAGAAGAGGUGUUACUUCUACAUAAAAUAAUACAACUUCAUUAAAUUGUCUCUAUUGCUACAUACAACCAAAGGUUAUUAUUAAUUAAAAUAUUUAUCCUAUUUCAUAAAAAUUAG